GUGAGCUGUUAACUAAUAAUGUUACGUAUAUUGCCUUCUCUACGAUAUUGUCAGCGACGCUUUUUGUUUUUUUCUGCUGCUCCACGUUCCAUAGGAAACAACGUUCACACUCAAAUGGUGACUGAAAACAAAGAAGUCACGGAUGCUUCAGCCGUUUCUCCAUCAAAGAGAGCUCGGACAGAACCCAAAGCAGAGGAACAAAGAACAAUUCUUAGGUUUGCAAAACUUUCCGAAAAUGCCACGACCCCCACACGAGGCUCAAGCAAGGCAGCAGGAUAUGAUCUGUACAGUGCAUAUGAUUACACCAUCGGUCCCAUGGACAAGGCCAUUGUGAAGACAGACAUUCAAAUUGCAGUUCCACAUGGCUGCUAUGGUAGAGUGGCCCCGAGAUCUGGAUUGGCUGCUAAACAUUUUAUCGAUGUCGGAGCUGGGGUUGUAGACGAGGACUACAGAGGAAAUGUGGGUGUUGUGCUUUUUAACUUCGGCAAAGAAACAUUUGAAGUGAAAAAAGGAGACCGGGUUGCUCAGCUGGUGUGUGAAAGAAUCUGUUACCCAGAACUGGAGGAGCAAGAGACACUUGAUGAUACAGAGCGGGGCUCUGGAGGCUUUGGAUCGACUGGACGCAACUGAAGACCUCACAGCAAUUUUGAAGUACUAUUGUGUUUAAUGAAAUAAUGUUACCUUGGUGCUAAUAAAGUUUGUUUUAUAAAGUUUUA
Messenger RNA from Oryzias melastigma (Indian medaka), 716 nucleotides. RefSeq names its product deoxyuridine triphosphatase (gene dut). The coding region runs from base 19 to 630 and encodes 203 amino acids. The transcript is spliced from 7 exons. The record is from RefSeq and is a predicted model, not a curated record. Lineage: Eukaryota; Metazoa; Chordata; Actinopteri; Beloniformes; Adrianichthyidae. Gene Ontology annotation, molecular function: dUTP diphosphatase activity; magnesium ion binding. Gene Ontology annotation, biological process: dUMP biosynthetic process; dUTP catabolic process.